GACUUUACCGUAGAGCGCCGAUGCCGUCCGCGGCACACGCGUCCUGCCCUUCCGCGAGUCAACUCCUCUUUCUCGCGUAGCAAACAUACAUAACCUCACCAUAAGAUAAAUAUAUCAACGUGCGUGCAUUCCUGUGUUUACAACGUCAACUUUACAUUAUCACGCCUAGUGAGGAAUAUAAUUCAGGUGUCGUUUGCGUGCACGUACACCAUGCGAAAAGCAACGCUGAAAUACGGCUGCUGAGCGAACCAGCAAGAGAGGCAAGGCAGCAGUAAAAACGUGAAAGAGAGAGAGAAGGAACGAAGAGAGCGAGCUGAUCGUUGUUUACGUUCAAAAUGUGGGCGCUGCUAGUCGCUGGUCUUCUCUUCGCGGCGAAGGUGCAGGCAUCCUUCAACCUCUUCCUCAGUCAGGCCGAGGUUCGCAAACUUAUGGGUUUGAAAGCUGAAUUAUUCUACGUGCGCGCUGGCGUGGUGAACGAGUACGCGAUGAAGUUCAUCGUGCCAGUGCCAGCUCAAGUGCACAAACUACACUUCACGUGGGAGAAUCUCGCUGGCAGACCGCUUCCCUACACAGUCUUCGCCGACAUAAGCGACCCAGUAGUACUUUCUACGUCGUUCAACAUCUCCGACACAGGUGACAUCCCAGUAGGUGGAAUCCAAACUUGGGCCAUGGCAAUGCAUUGCGGUCCAUACGACGCAGAAGUGGAUUUGACACUUCAUAUAAACGUGUCUUUGACGCGGCGUAACGUCACAAGCUUGGAAUUCAAGCGCAAGAAAAUCUGUCUGAAAGAUCAGAGUCAUUAUCCUGGCCCCGAGGAAGUAUCAGUUGCUGCAUCCGGCAGCAGCUCCGGCGGACAGAUUUUCUAUGCGGCCGUCGGCUGUGCUUGCGCUUUUAUUGCUGCUAUUUGCGUACUCUUGCUAGCCUAUUACGUCAGGGAUAAGAAGGCGAGGAGGCACCGAGAACCUUUGCAAGAAUCGCGAGGACUAGGCUCGGCAUGCAGCGUCGAACGAGGAACCGGCAUUGGACCUGCCCAGACUUUCCUGUCGCCGGAAACGCCACCGCCACCAUCCGCAGCUUCCGUGUCGACCUAUAGACGACUGGACGAUAGAUCCAAUCGGGAUCUUUAUGAAAGGAUUCAAGAGUGCCCCGUGCAGAGAUGUCGAGUGAGAUUGUUGAGUGUUGAGAUCGAAGGAACAUACGGGCGUGUCUAUCGAGGAAGUUAUCACGAGGAAGGUGCUUCCAAGCCAAGAGAUGUGCUUGUCAAAACUGCCGCUGAACACGCGUCCCAGGCACAGAUGGCUUUGCUUCUUCGCGAAGGAUUCUCGCUUCACGGAUUGAGCCACCCAGCACUUUUACCCGUCUGCGGCGUGUCGAUAGAAGAACGUGGCGCACCAUUCUUACUCUAUCCACAUACUGGCUACAAGAAUAUGAAGAGGUUCCUAUUACGUUGCAAGCUCACCAGCGAAGGACCAACUCGCGCCCUCACCACGCAGGAAGUUGUAGAAAUGGCUUUGCAAGUUGCAAAGGGUGUGCAAUAUCUCCACCGCAAACGUCUCGUUCAUCGAGAUAUUGCUGCGCGAAACUGCGUAGUCGACGACGAACUACGAGUGCAAAUCACUGAUAAUGCAUUGGCGCGUGAUCUAUUUCCGCAAGAUUAUUACUGCCUUGGCGAUAACGAGAAUCGACCGAUUAAGUGGCUAGCGAUUGAAAGUCUUCUCAACAAGUCAUUUAGCACUGCCUCAGAUGUGUGGUCUUUCGGAGUUCUACUUUGGGAGUUAACUACGUUAGCGCAACAACCGUACGUCGAAGUUGAUCCAUUUGAAAUGGCGAAUUACUUGAGAGACGGUUAUAGGCUAGCUCAACCUGUCAACUGUCCGGACGAACUAUUCGCAGUCAUGGCUUACUGUUGGGCGAUGUCACCCGAUGAACGGCCCACCUUUAGCCAAUUGAUCGUCUGCCUACAGGAGUUUCACACUCAGCUCACCAAAUACGUUUAAAAAGCGUGAAUUUCUAGCUCUGAUCUAUUUGACUGUGAAUAUUGUGUAAACAGGGAUUGCAAAGGCGUUCUUUUUUUUGCCACAUGAGACUGUCUCAGAUUUUUGCAAUAGAAAGAAAUGAUUUUUUUUUUUCAAGUAAAAGAAACGUUUACCCUUUAAAAAAAAGCAUUUUUUUCUAAUGUACAUUGCAUUGAUUGCGAACUGAUUAGAAAGAAGUAUAUGUUAUUUCUAAAAUUGUAUAUAAAAUGUAUGAUUAAGUGUAUUUUAUUUUCUCUAUCUGCUCCCUGUUUGCAUAUUUAUAAGCACACUGAAUCUUAAUGCGAGUAAUUAAAAUGUUGUUGAGAGGUAAUUUAGAUUAAACAUAAUCAAAAUAAUCAGCUUAGAAAAAUGCAAUUUCAAGACUUUUAAAAUAAGAAUAACAUUGUUGCCAAGUGCUUUUGCAAGACAUUUUUAGAUUGUUUUUUAUUAUGAAAGUAAAAAUCGAGCUUAAAAUAUUAAUAAGAACAAAUAAAAAAGUAUUAAUAUAAAGGAAUAAAUACUAGAUUCAGAGAUUACUAGUAUAACAAUGUUAUUAAAUCUAAGAAUCCCAAAAGAAUUUUUAUUUGUGCGGAAAACUAAAGUUCAAUUUAUACGAUUGUUUUAACAUCUCGCUAUGACUACGUGUGUUUAUUUCUUUAAGAUUGUAAAUAUCUGUACUAUGACUUGGUUUUUUAAGUAAUUUAAGUACUUUGUAUAUUUAAGAUUUGAGAGUUUUAUGUCAUUUUAUAUUUUAAUUUUGUUGAAUCUUGAGAAAUCGAUAUAACACUUUUUAAAAGUGUUGGAUCUCACUUAUAAAAAGUAUCAGCAUUAAGGUUUUCUUUGUUCAGGCUAUUGCCUUAUGUAAAAUUCAUGUGUGCCAAUUGUUCUUCUUUUGUGUUUUUGUAAAUACUUUGAACACAGAAUGUGAUUUCAAUCUUCAUAAUUUGCCAGAGUGCGUAGACAUUCUGUUUAUUUUUGAAUAAGCAACUACAUCACUAAUUACCAUAAAGAUAUUAGCGUGUAAUAUAAAAUAAUCAAUGACCAUUUUUUUACUAUUAUAAUGAUAAAAUUAUAUGAAAACGAUAAUUUUAGCUUUUGCACUCUUGUUGGAAAUUGUGAAGAUUUCUGAAAUCACGAACCGUUUACAUCAUUCUGUAAAUAGAUAGUAAACUUUAAGAUUAAGUACCUUGUACAAAGAGACGAAUAAAAAAGCUGCACAUUGA
This is a messenger RNA of Phymastichus coffea, 3238 nucleotides long. RefSeq names its product tyrosine-protein kinase Dnt-like (gene dnt). Gene Ontology annotation, molecular function: protein tyrosine kinase activity; ATP binding. The record is from RefSeq and is a predicted model, not a curated record. The transcript has 8 exons. Bases 336 to 1997 code for a protein of 553 amino acids. Gene Ontology annotation, cellular component: signaling receptor complex. Lineage: Eukaryota; Metazoa; Arthropoda; Insecta; Hymenoptera; Eulophidae. Gene Ontology annotation, biological process: cell surface receptor protein tyrosine kinase signaling pathway; protein phosphorylation; multicellular organism development.